Molecule: messenger RNA, 1335 nt
Organism: Xylona heveae TC161
Lineage: Eukaryota; Fungi; Ascomycota; Xylonomycetes; Xylonales; Xylonaceae
Product: type 2A phosphatase-associated protein 42
Exons: 4
Coding region: 76-1146 (356 amino acids)
Biological process (GO): regulation of signal transduction; regulation of dephosphorylation
Cellular component (GO): cytosol
Molecular function (GO): protein phosphatase 2A binding
Source: RefSeq, a predicted model, not a curated record
GGAGAAUUGACGACGAAUUUCGGCAUUAUACAGCUCAUAUUUAGAUCUAGGAUCGGAAAAUUCAAAUUUUAUCGAAUGGCUGAGAAUCCUCAGAGUCUCCGAGAGCGUUUCAACGCUGGCGAAGCACGCCGAAAACAGCUCGAAUCAUCAUGGGAUACAAACGGCGCCAGCUACCAGGAGAACCUCGAAGCAGCUAUAGGGACCUAUGAGGAAUGCCGAAAAAUAGCGAGCCAGGUGGCGUUAUUCAGCUCGAAUGAAACUUUGGAAGAUAUUUCCUCUCGCGAUUUGCAAUAUCUCCUCAUAGACUUUUAUCUAGCGGAGCUAUUGCUCAGGCAGAAUGCGCCGAGUCGCAAGAGUGUAUUACUCCAGGCUCGACAAGCAUAUGAGCGUUACAUAGAUCUGCUCGACUCGUAUGAGAUACUUUCAAAAGAGGACUCCAAACUUCACGAACGGUAUUCGGACAAUCCGGACAGAUUUUCUACUGCAUCCACGACUGAUGCAGCUGCUCGCCGGGAGACGAAAAUUGCUCGAUUUAAGGAAGAAAAAGCAUUAAAAGGAAAGCUCGAGUACCUCUCGCAGAAUCCAUCUGUGCUUCACAACGAUGAAGAUUCCUUCCGAGAUCUCUAUCUUACGCAAAUCAAAUUAUGCACUCAUCAAGCAUUCCAGUCACUUGAGUCUAUCGCGCAGGAGCUUCAGAUUUUGGCGCUGGCGCCGCCCAUGCCUCCUGCAGGAGCUGCAGCACCCAGAGAUGACCGCAGGGAACGUGAACGCAACAGAGACGGAUACUCGGACCGGAUUGAUAGACCACUUUCGGAACUGUUGGCUGGUGGAAGGGCAGGCCCUAUUCUCAGCAAAGACGGAAAGCCCCUCAAGCCGUUUACCCUGUUGGAUAGUAGGCAACGGUUACAACAGGGCGUAUUCCGCCCGGGACAUAGUCUCCCGACAAUGACCAUCGACGAGUAUCUCGAGGAAGAGAAACGGCGGGGUGGUAUCAUUGAGGGCGGAGGUCCGCAGUCUGAGAUACAGCCGGAGCCGGAUGAGGAUAAUUUUGAAAAGGCCGACGAAGAAACCAUGAAGGCAAGAGAGUGGGACGAAUUUGUAGAAGCCAAUCCCAAGGGUUCUGGAAACACCAUCAACCGGGGAUAAUAAAACAUGGCUGUGGCUCUUCACACUCUGUCGUUUUGGCGCUGGCAAGGCAAUAUACAAUAUACAACAAUAUACACUUGCACUCCCGCUCGGUGAUGAUACCAACUAGAUACCUACUACCUACUACCAUUUCCUCAAAACCUAUUUUAGCCAGUAUAGAGAAUCAAUGCAGUUCUCCUCACAUGCCUG